CAUAACACAUGCUGUAGAGCCGUGGGGGUGCAUGAGCCCGACGACAACUGUUCGACGAUUGUACAUUUCACCCUUGGCAUUAGGUUAAAAACGAGGCAUUUGCAUGGCCUAUCUUGAUUAUAUCAACCAGAAAACGACAUUCUUCACCAGUUCUGUUCCUUACCACUCUGCGAAUUCGUCAUGAGUAACAUCACUUUGCAGCCUACAGGCCUCGUCGACGCUUCCAAACGUUACUGGGCCCAGAGAAUUGACACCACAGCUAUGCUACGCUUUAAACAGGUCACCUACGGGCUUUCACCGGACUUCACCUCCUACAUCAACUUUGAAGGCGGGAGUCAGUAUUUUCCUCGCGGAACGAGGACGUACAACCCGCCUCCUGCUGCCACGACUCUUUUUGCCAAUUACAAAACUGUAAGAUCACCUCACCUGUACAUUAUUGAUUUUCGAGGACUGUGCGACGUGAGGGAGAACGUUGAGGCUAAUUAUAAAAGUAGAUCAUCGACCUGCGCUUGAAGUUUGAGGUAAUUCCUGCCCAUCAACGAGUCCACCCGUUCACCCGUCUUGCAACUUAUUUUUCAUGAACUAACCAUAUCCGUCUCUGUAAAGAAAGAUGUAUUCCCAACCUACGAAAGACUACGAGAGGUCUUCCACACUUACGCGACUGAGGCACACGAUCACUAUGGUACACGGCCUUCAUGAGUUCAUUCAAUUGCAGCUCCUUGUACCACUGUACCUCCAGUUCCAAGCUCUACUAACCCCUCUCAAUGUUUCCCACAGACCAAGUCCUCAAUCUCCUCGGCACCCUUCGCGCCUCAAUCCUCGCAACUAACACGCACAGCACCGCUGACCUCGAAACCUUGCGCACCAUUGUAGACGCACGCGUCAAUCUCAGCAGCCGCAUGAAAGAUAAUGCAAACUAUAUCGUGGAGUUACUCCAGGGGAUCAAUAGGAGUCUUCCUGCAUGCAUAAAGAAUAUCAACCAGAGUGUUGCUGACCUGAAUGUGUUCUGUGUGUUUACAGCUGAUGAGCAGAAGAAGAUCAGUAAUCCGAAUACCAUUAAUAUUUCUGGGUUUGCGGAGAAGUAUGCGUUGGUGCAUAUGGGAUAUGCGGUGCGUUUUCUUUGCUGCCAAUCUAGGAGACUGAAAUCGAAUGCUUAGGAGGGCUGAUGAAUUAAUGAUGGUUUUUUUUACUACCUAAUAUUCAACAUGCUAAUAUUUAUUUUUCAAAAUACCAGCCCAUGGCGUCUGUAGUAACUGAGGCUGCGCAAGCAGUGGUCGAUGAGAUUGGUCCCGCAACCACUGAAAUGCAAGAGGAACUUGGUAGGUUGACACAUAUACACGCUACUCCGUACAAUACAAUACUAACGUACCCUCAGGCAGAUGGGAUAACAUCACUCGAGAUCUAACAUCAAUUGUAUCAUACAUCACCAAAGAAGAGGCAGCCACUGGACAAGUUCUCGCGAAACUGGACAAUGCUCAAAUUCUUCAGAGGUGGCAGGAGCUGGGUGAUAUUGGUAUGUUUGAUUGCAUUGUAUCAUUAAUCGAUCUAGAUCUAACUUUUUGUUAUGAAUAGUGGUCCAAGCAGAAAAUUCUUAGGAUUAGGAUAAUAGAUGAGGAGGCGAUGAUUCAAAUCAACAGUCCCACGAUGUGGAUGAUUAUGAGGAUGAUUAAACGCAAUUGUUACCUUCGUAGGAGGAGGUGAUGAGUGGAAAUUAUUGUUUGUUGGUUGUCAAGUGGAGGUGCGGAUUGAGCUAUUAUUAGCUAUUGUGAGAUCUAAAAAGGUACAUCUUCAACAUUCGUAUUUGCUUCAAUGAACAAUUUAAACUUGUGGAUCAAAAU
Molecule: messenger RNA, 1838 nt
Organism: Sclerotinia trifoliorum
Lineage: Eukaryota; Fungi; Ascomycota; Leotiomycetes; Helotiales; Sclerotiniaceae
Source: the annotation of a GenBank genome assembly